Apus apus (common swift) is the source of this 2026-nucleotide messenger RNA. RefSeq names its product secernin 3 (gene SCRN3). The record is from RefSeq and is a predicted model, not a curated record. The coding region runs from base 37 to 1296 and encodes 419 amino acids. Gene Ontology annotation, biological process: proteolysis. Gene Ontology annotation, molecular function: dipeptidase activity; cysteine-type exopeptidase activity. Lineage: Eukaryota; Metazoa; Chordata; Aves; Apodiformes; Apodidae. The transcript has 7 exons.
CCGCUCCCGCAGCCCCGCUCCCGCAGCCGCCCCGCGAUGCUGCCGCUGCCGCCCCGCUCCUGCGACAGCUUCGUGGCGCUGCCGCCCGCCGCGCCGGGGGGCCGCCUGGUCUUCGGGAAGAACUCGGACCGGCCGGCCGAUGAGGUGCAGGAGGUCGUGCACUUCCCGGCCGCCGCGCACCCGCCCGGCGCCGCGCUGCAGUGCACCUACAUCAGCAUCGAGCAGGCGGAGCGGACCCACGCCGUGGUGCUGAGCCGGCCCGCCUGGCUCUGGGGGGCCGAGAUGGGGGCCAACGAGCACGGCGUCUGCAUCGGGAACGAGGCGGUGUGGGGCCGGGAGCGCGUCUGCGGGCGGGAAGCGCUCCUGGGCAUGGACCUCGUCAGGCUUGGACUUGAGAGAGCGGACACAGCUGAGAAGGCUCUAACUGUCAUAGUUGAUUUGCUAGAAAAAUAUGGACAGGGAGGAAACUGUAUGGAGAGCCAAAUGGUAUUUACAUACCAUAACAGUUUUCUGAUAGCCGACAGAAAGGAAGCAUGGGUGCUGGAGACAUCAGGAAAAUACUGGGCAGCAGAAAAAGUCGAAGGAGGCAUACGGAAUAUUUCCAACCAGUUCUCUAUCACAACCAAGAUUGACAGAGAACACCCAGAAUUAAAGGAAUAUGCCAAAAGCCAGGGCUGGUGGGAUGAGAAAGAGGAAUUUGAUUUUGCUGCCACAUAUUCUUACGUAAAUACUGCCAGAAUGACCACAUCUGGAGACCGAUAUUGUGAAGGCUACAAACUUCUGAACAAACACAAAGGAUCUAUCACUCCUGAAAUAAUGAUGGAAAUUCUUCGUGACAAAGAGAGUGGCAUUAAUAUGCAAGGUGGAUUUAUGACAACUGGAAGCAUGGUGUCUGUAUUGCCUCAGCAGCCUGAUCUGCCAUGUAUUCACUUCUUUACUGGAACUCCAGAUCCUGCGAGGUCUGUAUUCAAGCCUUUCAUUUUUGUUCCCAAUAUUAGUAAGUUACUAAAAACUAGUUCCCCUACAUUUGGUCUUGAUGAUCCAGUUAAGAAGCAACCACGUUUUCAGAGUAAGCCAGAUCGAAGACAUGAGCUCUAUAAAAAACAUGAAAGUGCUGCGGCAGUUAUGGAAACUAUCAAGGACAAAGGUAAAGAGAUGCUGAAAGAGAUACAGGAGUUGGAGAAACGGAAGAUCAGUGAAAUGGAAUCAAUCCUGCAAAAUGGAUGUCUUGACAUGAACCAAGUGGUUAACCUUUUUUCACAGUGUGUAGAAGAAGAACUCAAAAUAUAUAGCUAAAGCUACUAUUUGAAUGUGGUAAAACAUGGUUCUAUGAUUACCUCUUCUAAUGAAGUGGUUGUAUAGAUUACAUCUUAUUUUCAAUAUACCAGUUCAUAUGGACAGUUUUAAAGAUGUGGAUUCAUAUUCAGGCCAAACAGCUUUUAGUUGUAUGAAGCAAUGCUGUAAAGGCUCUUAAGAGCUAGGCAGUGGCUUUGUCUGUGAGUGGCAUAAAGCUGUUAGCAGAGAUUGGUUCUGCUGACAAAACAGAUAGAAUUAGAAUGCAAUAGCUUGGCUAAAUUGUGGAAUGACCCCAUCUCUGGAUAAAGAACACAAAUGCAGAUUUUUAGAACUCAGUACUAGUGAACACACGUAGCUUUUAUAGUCAAGAUACAUGUAGCAGAAUUUCACAUUGUCUGAAUUAAAAUGGCCAUGCUGAAGGACUUUCUAAAGUAGAACCUAUUAUUCACACUGAAUAAAAAGGAAAUUGAUAUGCAAGUCAAAUAAGAUUGAUAUUCAGCUGUUAGAUAAAAUCACAUUUCAUAUAUGAACCUUCUACUCCUUCAAUGUAAAAUGAGGCUGAGGGUUUAAGGUAUAUUAAGACCAAAUCACAAUUACAAUUUUACUAUGAUUUGUUGUGAAAACCAGCUACAUGGAAUUAAAUGCAAGCAACCUGCAAAUUACCACACAAUUUUAACUUCUAUUUUCCCCACCCUGACACUGAAAAAUAAAUUAACUUAUUUACAUAAAA